UCACUCAUUAGAUCUAAUGGAACUGGUCAAAAACUCCUUUUUUCUACUGUCUCUGGUAGUAAGGCAGAACUCCAUUUUCCGGGGUGAUUUUCUCCAUGUUUGAUGUAUUUUGCAUUUUUCCGGGGACAAAAUUGCUGAAAAAUCCUGAUCCAGGGGGGCUAUACGUCAUUUUGUAUGCCGGAUUGGUUUUCUUGGAUGAUAUUUGUAUUGGGCAUGUUUUGAAGUAGAUUAUUUGUAGUUACCUUCUUUUGGUUUCGUUGGAUAGUCGAUGCAAUUGUGAAGCUUUGAUUUGGAUUGCGGGUGCGAUGUCUCAAGCGUAUCUGUGUUGUCCUUUAGAGGGUUCUGCGUAGAUUAUGCAUUUUUCAGUUGUCAGAUUAACAGAGAAGCUCUCAUCUGUAUUCACAUGUGCGCUCGCGCGCACACACACAUUCAUUUCACGCAGGUUUUGAUUACAGUCUGUUAUGAGAACUAAAUAGAGGCCUUUGUAGUCUAUGAAACCAUUAAAAUCCUGGAGAUGGCUGAUGAGGAAACGGAAUGCCUUUUCUGAUGGGGGAAAAUGUGGAUUAAAGAUGAGACAGCUUCCGUUUAUGGGAGUCGUGUGUACAGUUGCAUUCUUCUUUGUGUAUAGGAUCACAAAUUAUCAGCAUCGGCAGACAGAGAUGGAUGGAGAAUUGCAUCGCUUCAACGCCGUAAAGGAGUAUCAUUUGGAAUCUAGAUAUUUGCAUGGUUUGCCUCAUGGUAUAAUACAAGCCAGUUCAGAUUUGGAGCUAAGGCCUUUAUGGUCAAGAAGUAGUUCACGGUCAAAGGUCAAUGGUUUUAGCAAUCAUAACUUGCUGGCAAUGCCAGUUGGUAUUAAGCAAAAGCAUAAUGUGGAUGCUGUUGUGCAAAAGUUUCUUCCAGAGAAUUUUACAAUUAUUCUAUUCCAUUACGAUGGCAAUAUGGAUGGGUGGUGGGAUCUCGACUGGAGUAACAAGGCCAUACACAUAGUUGCUCAGAACCAAACAAAGUGGUGGUUUGCAAAGCGCUUUCUACAUCCAGAUGUGGUGUCCAUUUAUGAUUACAUAUUUAUUUGGGAUGAAGAUUUGGGUGUUGAGCAUUUUAACCCAGGAAGGUACCUGGAUAUUGUGAAAACAGAAGGACUUGAGAUAUCUCAACCAGCUUUGGACCCAAAUUCAACUGAUAUACAUCAUAGAAUUACCAUUCGUGCUAGAACGAAGAAGUUUCAUAGGAGAGUCUAUGACCGCAGAGGUAGCGUGAAGUGUUCAGAUUCCAGUGAGGGGCCACCAUGCACUGGAUUUGUUGAAGGCAUGGCUCCGGUGUUUUCAAGAUCUGCUUGGCAUUGCACAUGGCAUCUUAUACAGAAUGAUCUCGUCCAUGGAUGGGGAAUGGAUAUGAAACUUGGGUAUUGUGCACAGGGGGACCGCACUAGGAAUGUGGGAAUCAUUGAUAGUGAAUACAUUGUUCAUAAGGGCAUACAAACUUUAGGUGGGAGUGGACUGCCUGCAAAAAAGGUCUUGAACCCUGAAGACUUGGCUAAGAAACAUGGUGCUUCAGCUUUUGAUGUGCGAACCGAGAUUAGGAGGCAAUCGACAUGGGAGCUUCAGACAUUCAAAGAGCGUUGGAAUCAAGCGGUCGAGGAGGACAAGAACUGGGUUGAUCCAUUUAAAAGAGGGAAAACAUACAGAAAAAGAAAACAACAAAACCGUUUUGUCUAGCUUGUAAUUUUACCAACAUGUUUGGAUAUGGUAGUUUAACCUCACCCACAAACACCAACUCUCAUCUAUAUACUUCAGAAUUUAGUUGAUGUAGCUGUUAUUAUUGGGUUCUCAUAUUUAUUUCAUUAUUUGAUUGACCACAA
Molecule: messenger RNA, 1858 nt
Organism: Juglans regia (Persian walnut)
Lineage: Eukaryota; Viridiplantae; Streptophyta; Magnoliopsida; Fagales; Juglandaceae
Exons: 16
Coding region: 492-1715 (407 amino acids)
Source: RefSeq, a predicted model, not a curated record